AUGGAGCUCAACGCAUUUGAGAAACAACAAUCAAAGUUGAGCGAAUUCCACCUGAAAUCCCCACCAUUCACGUUGACGGUGAACGGUUCUACCACAUACCAGUCAAGUCUCAGCUCUCACAGCAGUUUCAUUUGUGAUAAAAUGUCUGGAGGGACGGUUUCCAGGAACCGCAACAGCCAUGCAACUAACACGGACUGUGACCUGUCUGCAUCCAGUGAUAUGCAUACUAUGUGGCCUCAGAGUAUGACCACAGCCUAUAUGAACAGUCCGUCGGAAAUAGAAAGCUGUGACCAUUGGUACCAAGACGAACGUGUACAUUUUGUGCAGGUAACAGGAUUUCCCAUAACCGAACAGUCCUAUCAUGGGGAUUUUCUCAGUGUGGAGACGAGACUUCGUGAUAUACCUUCGGACAACACAUCCCAGUAUUCGGUGAAUAAUUAUUUGCUUCCCACAUAUGCCGAAUGCCCCGGAUGUUCACCCGUUUCCGCAUCCAUCCAUCCAUCCAGUCAAUGUUGUUCGGAUUAUGAAUGUUCCCAAGGCGUAUGUCCCUUAACUUACACAACUGGCUGUACAAAUCAGGGUUUGUGUUACCUUCCGCGUUUACCGACCCGGACAAGCAGUCGGACGUCCUCUAUCGACCUGGAAGAACUCUCCAAAUUCCCAUCUCCGAUCAGACAGUACCCACGAUCUGGCACACGGCGAUUCAAGUCGGCUUGUGCUCUAAAAAUAGAGAAACAGCACACCCACAAAUGUUUCCUCUGCUCACGUGUCUACACGCGUCCAAGUACCUUGAAAACACAUCUGCGUACCCACGCUGGUUUACGUCCAUAUAGAUGUAUGUGUUGUGCUAAGCGCUUUUCUCAGUUGGCAAAUCUGACGGCACAUGUGAGAACCCAUUCAGGUGAACGACCAUUCCACUGCCCCGUCUGUCAAAAACGCUUUUCACAGAGCUCAUCCGUCACAACACAUCUGCGAACGCACUCGGGCGAACGUCCCUACGCAUGUAACUUUUGUUCAAAGGCAUUCGCCGACAGCUCUACUCUAACAAAACACAUCCGAGUCCAUUCGGGGGAGAAGCCCUACCGGUGCGAACAGUGCAAAAUGGGAUUUUCACAGUCUGGUAAUUUGAAGCGACACGUGAGGGUUCACAUUAAUAGAGGUGAUUUCUCUUUUGACGGUUUUCAUCGAAACUAG
Messenger RNA from Opisthorchis viverrini, 1194 nucleotides. RefSeq lists its product as hypothetical. Bases 1 to 1194 code for a protein of 397 amino acids. NCBI's taxonomy places the organism in Eukaryota, Metazoa, Platyhelminthes, Trematoda, Opisthorchiida, Opisthorchiidae. Gene Ontology annotation, molecular function: RNA polymerase II cis-regulatory region sequence-specific DNA binding; DNA-binding transcription factor activity, RNA polymerase II-specific. The record is from RefSeq and is a predicted model, not a curated record. Gene Ontology annotation, cellular component: nucleus. Gene Ontology annotation, biological process: regulation of transcription by RNA polymerase II; central nervous system development. The transcript has a single exon.